AAAAAGAUCAAAAACUUGACUUUUCAGGGGACAAUUUUCCAAAGAGAAUAAAGUUUUGCUAUCCGUUAUCUAAGUUGACUUAAAUUCAUUUAAUUGAAGGAGUAAAUCAUUUAGGUUCGAGUGGAUACUAAUGACAUGAUCUUACCGUUUUCCUCUUCAGCUUCACCAAUUUCAAGGCUAGUAUCAGACUCUAUAUUGGCAAAGAAGAUACUUACAUCAUGUUCAAAUUUGAAGAAAUAUGACAAGCAUAACCGAUUUAUCUCGACAUCGGUUACAUUCACAGCGAUCGAUAGAUCCGAAUCAAUUCCAUACAAUCAGACAAAACCCCAUAAGAUUGGUAAGUUAAGAGUGCCUUUAUUGAAAAGCCCAAGUCAUCUUGGUCAUUUUAGUUCAAGGGUCAAUAGAAUUUACAAUGAGGAUAAAUAUAGUGCCUAUGUACUUAAUCUACCCAACGAUAGAACCGUUUUCAACUUCACGGUAUUUGAUGGACAUGGGGGUGACCAAUGCUCCACCUAUCUCCUGAAACAUCUAUCAAACGAGAUUGAGUCUGCAAAUACAUUGGCUGAUCCCAAAAAUGAAGCCGAGAGAGAUGAAUUGGUUGAAAAAUACUUGAAAAACAUAGGGGGUUACUGGAAAAGAUGGUUCAAGCAAAGGAAAGAGAACUUUGCUAAGAUGGAGACGAUUGCAAAUGAGAUUAAAUUGAAAAAUUUAGAUUUCCAAGCAGAUGACUUCAAUACUAGAAUACCAUUAACUUAUUUGAAAACUGACUAUGACUUUUUCGAGCAAGACGAUAACAGCUCCGGCUCUACAUGUACCAGUGCAUUCAUUGAAACUAUAUAUUCUGAGCCAGGUAGUUUUGCGCCGGUAUUUGAACCAUAUUAUUUUAAUCGUAAGACGAUUUCAAAAUUGACAAUUUCCCAUGUUGGGGACACCAAGGCUAUAUUAGUGGAUCGAACAGGAGAGGCCCAUGCUUUAUCUCAGCCACAUCAUCCUUCGAAUCCCAUCGAAGCUGCGAGACUUCGUCGGUUCUCCACCAACUUCUUCAUGACUGAUUCGUUUGGCGAAGAAAGGUUUAUAGCGCUUGCUAAUACCAGAUCGUUUGGUGAUGUCAAUUAUAAACAAAUGGGUGUUACUUCUGAGCCAGACCUAUCUCAAUUUAUCAUUGGUGACGCUGAGCUGAUUCAACAGAAAUUGACUGCUGAUGAAAUGAAAAAGUAUACCAUUGGUGGUCUUGGGGGUGAUGAAGCCUUUUUGGUUCUUUGUUCAGACGGUAUAACUAAUGAAUUGACUGACCAAGAAGUAGCCGAUAUUGUCAUGGUUCAUUUCAACAUGAAGGGUCACCCUAAAGCAACUCCUCAAUUGUGUGCUGAAGAAGUGGUCAAAUUCGUAGAGUAUGUUGGAGGUGACGAUAAUGCUACGUGCUUGGUUAUCAGGUUAAAUGGUUGGGGGAAAUGGCCUAUACUCGAUCGUACAGGUGAAUUAAGACAGGAGAGAAUGGAGGCAUACAGUCCUAGAGGGGAGAGAUAAUUCAUCAUCGC
Hyphopichia burtonii NRRL Y-1933 is the source of this 1538-nucleotide messenger RNA. It is a transcript of the gene PTC6, whose product is annotated as type 2C protein phosphatase. Gene Ontology annotation, biological process: protein dephosphorylation. The coding region runs from base 136 to 1527 and encodes 463 amino acids. The transcript has a single exon. The record is from RefSeq and is a predicted model, not a curated record. Gene Ontology annotation, molecular function: protein serine/threonine phosphatase activity. NCBI's taxonomy places the organism in Eukaryota, Fungi, Ascomycota, Pichiomycetes, Serinales, Debaryomycetaceae.